Molecule: messenger RNA, 1109 nt
Organism: Pollicipes pollicipes
Lineage: Eukaryota; Metazoa; Arthropoda; Thecostraca; Pollicipedomorpha; Pollicipedidae
Product: protein enabled homolog
Exons: 5
Coding region: 46-828 (260 amino acids)
Source: RefSeq, a predicted model, not a curated record
CCACACAGCCGCUGAGGCCCCGCUCUGGUGGUUUUCAGCCCGCUGAUGUCGGCGCGGGGCGUCCAGCACGCCAGCACGCGACACCCGAACCGGCUGCAGAACCGCGCCGCCCUCGCCAGGAAGAGACGCUGUUCACCGGCGAGCGGCUCGUCCCGGAAGCGACACGCUUCAGAGGAGGUGAUUGGAAGUCUGCAGAGCCUCUCGCUGAGCGGCCGGUCACCCCGCAAACACCAGGCGCGGCUGGAGCGGUGGCGUCAGCUGGAGCAGCGUCUGGAGUGGGAGUCUGAUCCGGAGGAGCAGGAGUCGGCCGGCACGUCGGCAGAACCCCGGCUGGUCAUGUCCGAGGAGGUUCAGCAGAUGGUCUCCGCGCCCGCGCCCGCCGUUCUGCCCAGCCUUAGAGUCCCAGACAACUCGAUGGCCGUCGUGCUGUGGAAGCCGCGGCCGAUCCCGCCGCCAGCAGCGCCGCCCGACAACCCGCCCGAGCCGAAGCUAGCGGCGUCGUCGGCGGCGCUGGAGCCGACCGUCGAGCCGCUGGACGUCGAGCCGGCCGAGCCGCAGCCGCCGUCGCCCGCCUACGACUUUUCGCCGUUUUUCGCGGCGUCGGCCGCGGCACCCUGGCCGCAUCAACAGGUGGCCGGCCAGUCGCGCUUCCAGUUCGGCACGGCCGGUCCCCAGACGGCCGGGUGGCCGGCGCCGCAGUCGACCGACGGCUCGUGGUUCCAGUUCGGCGUCGGUGGUGCCCCGGGGACCUCCGCCGGCCUGGCCGGCUCGUUUGCAGGGUCGAACUCGUUUUCACCCGGUCAGGAAGACGAUUCGAUGGAACUAUGACGGCAGCCUCAGGUGCCGUCCCUGGGCGGCCCCAGCGCUGCCCCCGGCUGAGACCAGCGCUGCCCCUCGACGCCGUUGCGACCGGUCGCAGCACCGCGGCCCACACGCGCUAUUGUCGUUCAGAUACGCGUAUUCUGGGUCUGCGACUUGUGAUAAUGCGCGCCUGACAGGAAGGUGGUCAUGUCAGGUGCUGAUACUAAUAACUGACUUAGUGUGUUUUACAGUCAGGUUUUCGCGUUUUACUGACGACGCGUUUUGUGUAAUAAACAGUCUUGAUUUGU